Molecule: messenger RNA, 1083 nt
Organism: Rhipicephalus sanguineus (brown dog tick)
Lineage: Eukaryota; Metazoa; Arthropoda; Arachnida; Ixodida; Ixodidae
Exons: 1
Coding region: 1-1083 (360 amino acids)
Molecular function (GO): RNA-DNA hybrid ribonuclease activity; nucleic acid binding
Source: RefSeq, a predicted model, not a curated record
AUGUACCGCCUGGUCAUUCUCCCGGCUCUCACGUACGGGAGUCCGGUGUGGUGGAGUGAGGACCACGUAUACUGCCGCUUGCAUGCACGUCUGAUCACGGUACAGCGCGUCGCUCUUUUAGCCCUGACGCGCGCUUACCGCACCACCAGCACGGCGGCACUGCAGGUGCUGAUGCGUGCGCCUCCCAUCGACCUCGAGCUAGAGCGCGUGAAUGCAGAGUUCCGCCUCUUCACACUGCGCCGACACGGUGCAUUCGGUGCCUGUCGGUUCCGUCCCUCCUGGGUGGCGGACGCGCACGAACACUCGACUAUCCAUCCGUCGGUUCCGGCGGCAGUGCCGUUCAUGCGCCUCACUAGUGCGCAGGCGCGCGUUGCUUCCCACGCCGCGGCCGUACACGUCUAUACUGACGGCUCGUUUUCUGCGCUAUCGGCUGGCGCGGCGUUCGUCGUACUCGCGAAUCCCACCCGUGUCCUGGGCGUCAGACGCUUUAAGCUUACUCGUGCAACGUCCGCAUACACCGCGGAGGUUGUUGCCUUCCGGGAGGCCGUAUUGCACGCGCUCUCGGUGCGCUAUACGUUGCCCGUGGCAUUCUACACGGACUGCCGUUCGCUCCUUCAGGCCCUGGCGUCACAGCGUAAUGCCGAGCCGCACGUGCUCGACUUACGCGUACUGCUGCGCCGUCUAUCGCGCUCCGUGCCUCUGCAUGUAUUCGACGUGCCUGGCCAUUCGGGAGUGUUUGGCAACGAGGUGGCGGACUUCUUAGCGCAGCGAGCUGCUAUUCACGGCCAUGACCGCUCGUUGCCGCUCCCAUUCAGGGCGGUGCGGCAGCAACUACGCCGCGAGACGCUCAUUCUAUGGACGGCCCGAUGCCGCCACCCAGGAGGGACGGAACCGACAGGCACCGAAUGCACCGUGUCGGCGCAGUGUGAAGAGGCGGAAACAAAGACAGGCUUUUUUGAAUUUCUUCACUUUGAUAUUCAGAGCACUGGGCAGAAAUCACAUUGCAUCAGCACCGAUCAACGGCCCUCGCAAUGCUUUGUUUUAAUUAGACAGUCGGAUUCCCCCGGUCCGUGCCAGUUCUGA